Molecule: messenger RNA, 4033 nt
Organism: Gamsiella multidivaricata
Lineage: Eukaryota; Fungi; Mortierellomycota; Mortierellomycetes; Mortierellales; Mortierellaceae
Exons: 1
Coding region: 313-3795 (1160 amino acids)
Source: RefSeq, a predicted model, not a curated record
UAUCAUCUAUACCAUCGACACUCAUUAACGACCGACUCUCUUUUGUUUGAAUACAAUCACAUUCCAGCUCUUCUGCCCAGCUCAUUCAGUCAUUACCCAACAACACCAGUCAGUUCGACUUCUCAUUCCUCUCCUCGCUUUUUGCAUUCCUCCCAUUCCUCACAGAAACCAUUCCCCCUCUCUCCCUCCCUCCCUCCCGUUAAGUUUCUCAGGCACAGCAAGUUAAUUGGCCAGUCCUAUCACCCCUGUUUCUCGUUUAUUUCGUUUAUUUCGUUUAUUUCGAUUAAGCAUUUUUUCACACAAACCUCCGCAAUGGACAAAAUUUCGUCAUCGAACUACCCGCUGCCCUCUCCCAAAAUGGUCAGGUCCAACCUGCCCGAAGAAUGCCUUGUCAUGAUUUUCCAGCAUCUGCGUCAUGACCGGUCCACUCUCCAUGCUCUCCUUCAAGUGGACCACCAAUUCUUCCGCUUGGCUGUCCCCGUUCUCUACAGAUCCCCCUUUCGAUUACUUGAAUCCAAAGCAGAGUCAUGGUCGUGGGUCGAGAGAACACAGCGACAGGUUCUCCUGCUGCAAUUGUUUAUGCGUGCUGUCCAGAUCAAGCAAUCAGAUCGAUUAGAGGGCAAAUAUGCACUGAGGCAGCGGCGAAUGCAGCAGCAGGAUAGAAUGGACAACGAUAACGAUAUCUACCCGCACCGGAUCAGCACUCACACUAAAGAUUCUUGCGACAAAGACAAAAAAAAGGCCAAGGACAGCAGCAAGGCUGGAACAGAGACGGUGAAAGGGGAUGAUCCUGCAGAGGAGAAACAGCAGCUGACCAGGUCCUUGCGCUUCAGCACCACGCUCUCGAAGAGGAGGAAACAGCAGUGGUGGUCCAAGAGACGCACCUCCACGUCCCCAUCUCCGUCCCCAUCUCCGUCCCCAUCCCUGUCGUUCGGUCAAUCAUUCUCUCAGCCAUCUAUUUCAAAAAAGGAAAGCAAUCUUACUGAUGUCCCUGGGAAGGUUCAGGAAGGUCGACAGACGGGACUAACCCUUUUUCGCGAACACACACCUGCAGCCGCAUCAUCAACGGCAACACAAACGCCCACGACAACAACAGCAACGACGACUAAUGGUCUCUCUGAUUCAUCUGCUCAGCAAACAGCCAAGCAACGACAACAGCAACAGGCUUCAACUGUAUAUGUCUCUCUGGAUGGUAGCACGCAAUCUACGGAUCUAUUUAUGUCGAUCCCUGGAGAGUAUCACAGCCAACCCUGGCGCAGCAAUCUACAGAGUGACCCGUUCCCGAAACCCAACCUUCUAGAUUGGGGGAGCCGCCAAUCAAGAGACCAGCGCCAUGUCAGUAUCUAUCUUGGUCCAUCUCGGAUCUCUGACACGUGCGAGCACAGUGACUCUAACGACACACCUGCAAGCGACGAUCCAUUUUUUCUAGGGGAAGCCUCAGACAGUUCGCUCACAGAUGAGGAGGACACGGACCACUAUGACCGCCAUCAGUUUUCUGCAGACUCUACGGACAUCGAAUACGACUAUGAUGCCCAGCACGAGGACUCGUUUGUGGAGACAAUCUUUUCGCCAGGACUCACCACUCUUGACCCUCAGCUUGGUCCUUUCAGUCCGAAAAAAGAUAAUAGCGGCACUAGAAACUGGGCGCAGACACUUCAGCAGCGGCUAGGCAGCAUCAGCGGAAGUAAUGACGGUGGCUACAGCUGUCAGGAGUCGGCAUCCGCCAUGGACACACGUUUGAUGACUGACUAUUUGGCCUACUAUGUCGAGCACGACCAUCCGCGGCUGGCGCGAGUUCUCCCCUCCAUCUUUCCCAAUCUUCCUGCAGAGAGCUUUGACCAACUGCUUACAUCAAAGGUACCCUCUGCAGCCGCUCCGUCUUCAGAAGGAUCCUCAUCCCCGAGUCAUCCUAUGCUCAGUAUCUUUCACUCGCUCCAGCAAUCGCAUAAGACCGCCCAGAACCUAGAGAGGGCGCACUCGGCACACAUCCGAGUGGAAAGGGAUCUGCUACACCAUUCUCCACAGAGAAUCAGGACACUCUCACUGUCGGCAUCUCGGAUCCAAGCUAUUACUCCUCCACCGCAGCGCCACCCUCUUCCCUCGAAGACUGGGUCUCGGUCGAUGCUACCAGGCCGACUUACUGUAUCGCCGUUUUCAUCGUUAAUGUCUCUCCUUUCCUCGUCACCGUUCUCAAAAUCCUCGACCGCCCCUGUAUCUUCGGCCUCAUCGUGGCACUCCUCCGCGUCAACCUCGACAGUGUUCUCGUCCCUGUCAGACCACUCUACUACGCCAUCCUCCAUUUGUGCGGGUUCAUCCUAUUCAUGGACGGGUGUACCUUCGCUUAGCAAGCUGAACCGCCUUUAUCGGGUCGAGCUGUACGACAUUCAUCACGAUUUUGAUGUCGAGGCCGUCGUCAGUUUCUUUACGCUGCAUGACAGGACCUACGACACUAUUCGAGAGGUCAAGGUGGGUGGACCAAACGAUCUUGGACGAUGGAGCCAUCCAGGAGUAAUCCAGAUCCUACAGGCCCUGAGGACUGUCAAGCUGCUGGACAUGAUCGAGUGGAGGGAGGCGACAAAGUACUUGGAUCAGAUCCCGACUCGACAUUUGGAGACGCUGCUCUUGGGGAAUGUGCGGAUGACUACGAUACAGGGCUCAGACUCAGUGACCAUGUCCAAUGCGAACAACGACGACAACACAACUAGCAAUACGGCAAAUGAGGAGGAAGAAGACGAAGAAGGACAACAACAUCCACAGAUUCAGGCUUUACAGCGAUGCAGACAGCUCCGGGAGCUACGGAUGCCAGUACUGAUCGAUGGUCUCUUCGAAUGGGCCGUUCAGGAGCGUCAGCAUCGAGUCGAGUCGAUCUCCCCCUCCACAUGCCCAAGCCCACGUGUCUCUCGAACCUAUGCAUCAUUCCACUACCUCAGAGAGGAUGAUCCUAGCCCCGUGCGACUGGAGAACGUUCACUUGAGCGGGACGAGCACUGGCCCGCUGAUCUCGACGUUGAUCCAUGUGGUCGAUGCCUUUCGGGAUUCGAUCCAGGUGUUGCAGAGCACCUCGUGGAUGGAUUCGACCGAGACACUGUCCUGCUGCCUGAAUCUGUCUUGGACGUGGUGUCUGCCGCAGCUGCAGGUGUUGGAUCUGCAGGGCGAGAUUGCGUUUCGGUUUCGGAUUCAGACAUUGCAGCACUGUUCGAUGCUUCGGGUAUUAAGGCUGUCGCUCCCACAUUCAGUGUUGCGGUCAUCGACUGCGCGAUCUGUGGUUGCAACGGGGCAACAUGAUGAUGACGAUGCUGCUGCUGCUGUUGAUGUGCAUCCUUUGACGAGCGGCGUGGCAUGCGAACGUAGAGAACAGCCGUUGUGCUCUCUUGCAGACUAUUUUGGUCGUCAAGUCAGCCCUAUCCCGUCACAGUGCAGCAGCGUUGUUAAUGGUAACAACAGCAGUACGCCCUUUCAGAGGCUACAGGAACUCAAGUUAGUCGGAGAUUGGGGUCUGACGGAUGAGUCGCUGCUAGGAAUUGCGGAUGCGAUGCCAAGACUAACACGGCUGUCGCUUCUGCGGUGUGAUAAUGAAGCACUGACAGCCCAAGGGUUAAUCCACGCGUUGCCGAGUCUGCGACAGCGACCGCAAGAGCAGGAAAGAGUAUAUCGGUGUCGGGUUAGGUGGUUGCAGGUUAGCAAGGGUUGGCAGGGUGAGCUGGAGGCAGCAUUGGCGGAUCGGGACAAGUAUAAGGACCUUGUGGAUGCGGUGGAGGGAGGUGUGUGUCCACUUGAGAUCGCCUAUCAGUACUAAAAAUAAAAUGAGAUAGUGGGCGUAAUAGCUGCUUUCAUGAGUACAAAAAAAUUUUGUGUAUUUUUUUUUCUCAGGAAGAAAAAAGCCUUUUUUCUCUCUCUGUAAUAAUGAGUAGCGCAGAGAAUGGCGGAAGUGAAGAAAAUAAAAAUAAAAACGAGACGAGACAAAAGAAGGAUGUAGGGAAAGAAAGGAAUGCGGGAGAAGUAAUUGAUCGCUCCUCAUGCAGAUUAUAUUUUGC